GGUUUCUUUCAUUUGUGAGAGUGUGAGGGAAGAGUUUUAUCCUGCUGAGAGGGAAAGAUGCCGGCUGGCCAUGGACUUCGCUCUCGUACCAGAGACCUCUUCGCCAGGCCCUUCAGGAAGAAGGGUUACAUUGCCCUCACUACAUACCUGAGGACCUACAAGAUUGGCGACUAUGUCGACAUCAAGGUUAAUGGCGCCAUCCAUAAAGGUAUGCCUCACAAGUUCUAUCAUGGCCGCACUGGUCGUGUGUGGAACGUUACCAAGCGCGCCAUCGGCGUGGAGAUUAACAAGCAGGUGGGUAACAGAAUAAUUAAGAAGCGGAUUCAUGUACGUGUUGAGCAUGUCCAACCCUCUAGAUGCGCCGAAGAAUUCGUACUGCGUAAGGUUAAGAAUGAUCAACUGAAGGCCGACGCCAAGGCUAAAGGUGAAGUCAUUUGCACAAAGAGGCAGCCAGAAGGUCCCAAACCAGGGUUUAUGGUUGAAGGUGCAUUGAUGGAGACUGUUACUCCAAUUCCCUACGAUGUCGUCAAUGAUCUUAAGGGAGGUUAUUAGAAUUAUCUUCAUUGAACUUGCUUUGUUUGGCUGUUUUUUGUUUUGGUCUAUGAACUUAUUGGAUAGUGUUACAAUUUUCUCGUUAUGCACCUAAAUUUUGGAUACGAAUCUUAUCUGUUAAAUUGUUCCUUAUUUUUCUGGAUUCUGCCAUAGCCUUUGAUACAUGAGUGUAGUUUCAGCUGAUUAA
This is a messenger RNA of Cucurbita pepo subsp. pepo (vegetable marrow), 739 nucleotides long. RefSeq names its product large ribosomal subunit protein eL21x/eL21w. The record is from RefSeq and is a predicted model, not a curated record. NCBI's taxonomy places the organism in Eukaryota, Viridiplantae, Streptophyta, Magnoliopsida, Cucurbitales, Cucurbitaceae. Gene Ontology annotation, biological process: translation. Gene Ontology annotation, cellular component: ribosome. Gene Ontology annotation, molecular function: structural constituent of ribosome.